UUAUGUCCUUUAUGUCUCGAGAGCCCGAAUGAAAACUGAAGGGAGACUCGGGAUAAAGGAGGAAUGGCGCCCUCCCGUUGCUAUAAAAAGAGAUACUGAUUUUUCUCUGAAAUUCAUCGCAGCAGACUGGUUGCCCUUCAUUGGUGCCCCUCUCCCUAUUCCCAGCCUCUAUUGGAAAGCAAGCGCCGUAAUAUCUGGAAGUUCACCAGGUCGGGCGAGUCCGUCCCAUGAUGUCGCGCAGACUUGUUUACUAAUAUUUUCUGUGGAAGUCUCAUGGUGAUGCUUGGUGAACAGCAACUACAAGAGAAAGUGCUUCAAUAUGAAGCAUUUAUCAGUGAUGUUUUGCAGAGAGACCUUAAGAAAGUGUUGGAGCAGCGAGAUGAGAUUUAUGAAAAAAUUGCUCAGUAUUUGCAACUCAAGAACAUUAUUGAACGUUUACAGGAAACAGGAAGCCAAGAGCUGAAAACUCAAGUGGAUCUGGGCUGCAAUUUUUACGUCAAUGCAGAAGUGCCUGAUACAUCCACCAUAUUUGUAGCUUUGGGUUAUGGGUUCUUUGUGGAACUGACUCUACCAGAGGCGCUAACCUUUAUUGAGAAGAAGACCAAGUUGCUUACUGAGCUCAGUGAAACUCUUACUAAAGAUUCUGCCAGAAUAAAAGCCAAUAUCCGGAUGGUUUUAGAGGGAUUACGUGAACUGCAAGGUUUCAGAGAUCUGGCUGAGGAGAACAGAAGGGAUGUUUUCCUCUAGGUAUCCACCUUCUAUGAUCUACAGGGAAUAAUUUUGGUUUUCUAGAAGAAAAUUUGAUUAUGGAUUUCUUGCUGCAGCCGGGGCUGCACACAUGAUGAGAAACCCUGGUGAAUGAGAGACAGCGACAUAAGGUAGUGAUGGGGAAGGGCAGCUCCACUUUUAGUGAGGGUGUUAGGCUCUUUGAACUUCCUCCAGUGUCUGGUUCCAAUUUUAGGAUUUCUUUUUGAAAACAAUUGUAUUAAUAAUAAAGAUUCUGUAUUUGUGCUGGA
Messenger RNA from Crotalus tigris (Tiger rattlesnake), 1016 nucleotides. RefSeq names its product ubiquitously expressed prefoldin like chaperone (gene UXT). The record is from RefSeq and is a predicted model, not a curated record. Bases 274 to 747 code for a protein of 157 amino acids. The transcript is spliced from 7 exons. Lineage: Eukaryota; Metazoa; Chordata; Lepidosauria; Squamata; Viperidae. Gene Ontology annotation, molecular function: transcription corepressor activity. Gene Ontology annotation, biological process: negative regulation of transcription by RNA polymerase II.